This is a messenger RNA of Komagataella phaffii GS115, 1002 nucleotides long. RefSeq lists its product as hypothetical. NCBI's taxonomy places the organism in Eukaryota, Fungi, Ascomycota, Pichiomycetes, Pichiales, Pichiaceae. The record is from RefSeq and is a predicted model, not a curated record. The transcript has a single exon. Bases 1 to 1002 code for a protein of 333 amino acids.
AUGUUUACCAGACUUGGUAGAUUUGCUGGUGUCCAGCGGUCUUUUCAUACCUAUUCUGCAAGGAAGUCCAGUGUUUCCUCUCUAAACCAAGUUGUCAAGAAAGAAAUACUAGAGAGGGAGAAUGUCUCUGAGGAGCAUGUAUUAAACAUGUUAAGAACCUGCUCGAUAAUGAAAGGAAAGAUCUCACAGGGAGAGCAAAUUGAUAGUCUGAUAGAAAAGAUAUUUGAUGCUCCUAAUGUGAAGAUCACUCCAAAUAUACUAAGAAAAUUCUGGUUGACCAAACCGUCCUUUGCUAAUAUUGAAUGUUCCAUACAAAGCUACUACGACAAGAACAAAGAUUUGAGUAUCAACAGAGAAGACGCUAUGAUACCGUUUCGGCAGUUUCUUUGGGACGGAGAGGUAGACAAAGCUCUGAAGAUUGUAGACCUGACGACUGCUCAUUCAAGAUAUAUUAGUACGCAAAAGUCGAAGAUGAGAUCGUAUUUGAUUAGAUACGCUGGAUCAUGUUUCGGGCUCAUUGGUGCCAUUGAGGUUCUUACUAGGAUAUUCUUUGCUGAUGUGGGCAGUCUGGGAAAAGUCUACGCCAUGGUUCUCGCUUACAUUGGAAACACAUCUUUUCUGGCAUCACUCGCAUUUACUGGAAAGAAUAUCAGCCAAGACACAGGGCCAUUGAGAUGGAGGCCAGGUACUUUACAGAAUUAUUGGUAUCAGCAUAAUGAUGAGCUAAUGAUGUGUUCCAAAGUCUUGGAAGUGGAUGCAGAAAUCCAUGGGAGUGAAGGCUUCGCAACUAAAGAGAUAAUUCAAAACUUUUUUGACAGAAAGAUGAUUCCCAAUGAACCUGAGCAAGAGAUCAUGAUGCAACAGUAUUGGCUGGGUGGAGGUGAUGGAUUCGAGUGGGUAGAACCCGAUCAAGAUCCCCUAGACUUCUUAUGGAAACAACACUUAGAGAAACUCAAAGGUCAGGCUCUUCCUAAAGCUGAACAAAAACUUUCAAUUGGGUGA